CAUCGAUACAACAAUCUUGGGCCGAAUCUAGUAAGUCGCAAAGCAAUCAAGGGCCGAAUCUAGUACCACCGCCACAUCCGUACACGUCAUAACAACAACCAACGAACUGGGUACUGGAACACUUGCCGGUAGCUCUGUAAUGGCACGCAUCUCGUUGAGGAGAAUCUUGAGAAACCCAAACCCAAACCCAAGUAUCAAAGACUUUCUCUUACUCAUUUUUCUUCUCCUCACCAUCUUCCUCCUCCGUCUCCACCACAACCGCCCCGAUCCCCUCCUCAUCACAACGGACCCCACCACCACCACACAGGUCCAAGUAGACCCCACCGCCCUCCACCACCUCCUCUUCUCAAUAGCCUCCUCCUCUGCCUCCCUCCCCAAACGCAUUCCCUACAUACGUCUCUGGUUCGAUUCCAACACCACCCGCGCCUUUAUUUUUCUUGAUCGUCAUUUACCCAUCACUUCCCCUUAUAUUCCUCCUAUUCGCGUUUCUGCCUCUACUACUUCUUUUCCCUACACCUUUCCACGUGGCCUGCGCUCCGCGAUUCGCGUUGCUAGGAUUGUUAAAGAGGCUGUUGAAUUGAAUCAGAAGGAUGUUAGAUGGUUCGUGUUUGGGGAUGAUGACACGGUGUUUUUUGUGGAUAAUUUGGUCAAGGUUUUGGCCAAGUAUGAUCACGACAAGUGGUAUUAUGUGGGGGCUAAUUCCGAGAGUUACGAACAGAAUGACAAGUAUGCGUUUGGAAUGGGGUUCGGUGGGGGAGGAUUUGCGAUUAGUUAUGGUUUAGGGAGGGUUUUAGCUAGGGUUUUGGAUUCGUGUCUUAUGAGGUAUCCUCACUUGUAUGGGAGUGAUUCCAGGAUUUACUCUUGCUUGGCUGAGCUUGGUGUCCACAUGACUCAUGAGCCUGGCUUUCAUCAGGUUGAUGUACGAGGAGAUCUGUUUGGAAUGCUUACAUCACAUCCAUUAUCACCUCUCCUCUCACUCCAUCACUUGGAUGCCAUUGAUCCAAUUUUCCCUAAAAUGGACCGGACUCGAGCUCUAGAGCAUCUAUUCAAAGCUGUGAAUGUAGAUCCUGCCAGGAUUUUGCAGCAAACUGUUUGUUAUGAUCGUUCAAACUCAAUUACUGUAUCAGUUGCAUGGGGUUAUGCUGUUCAGGUCCACGAAGCCAAUGUACUUUUGCCAGACCUCCUUCCUGUACAGAGAACAUUUAGACCAUGGAGAAGGGGAAAAAAUAUGUCCUCAAGCCGUUAUAUGUUCAACACAAGAGCAUAUUUCCGUGAUCCUUGCAAUAGACCUGCUGUUUAUUUUUUCAAUAGCGUGACCCCUUCUAAAAGUGGUGUUUAUACUGACUAUUUAAAACACAACGUCGGUGUUUGCUCAAAACCUGACGUCAUACAGAAUUUGAAAAGCAUUAGAGUUUUCUCGCACCAACAAUAUCUUGACCCUGAACAGAUGAAGGCACCUCGUCGUCAGUGUUGUAGCAUAUCAUCAUUUUCUAGCAACAUGCUGGUUGUUGGGAUUAAACAAUGCGGCUCUGAUGAAUUGAUAUCUAUGCAGAACUAGAACCCAUUUUUUUUCUAUAUCCACAAAAAGAUUUUUUUUAUGGCACAGCCUUUUAGCAGGAGCCUGCCUUUUAGAGGAGGAUGUAGUCUAACUGCAGAGCAAGGGAUUCAAGGGAGCGAACUUGUUUUUCCCACUUUACUUAGACUAUUGAGGGUUGAAAGGCUCCCCCUUGCAGCCACAUAAAUCAUACAACUUCAACACAAACUUCUGCAAAUUGCUCUGGAAAUUAAAAAAUUGAUCUGGAUAUAACAUUUCCCGGUUGAAAUUGGUGAAGAACUUUGCUCCUGUGACCUUUUUAGUGUACAAGUGCACCCCAUUACAGUUUCUGUAAGCAGUUGGGUGCAAUGUCUCGUUGAAGAAAAGAUGGGACAUGCAUUAGGAGAAUGUGGCCGUGUUUAUAAGAAAUCAAAGUUGUACUGCUAUAAUAAAUUUGCCGGCAUCGAAGUUGAAUUGUUUGUGACAUAAAUUAUAAAUGUAUGUUAUACAUUAGAACCUCUACAUAAACUCAAGAACAUAUAAAUUAUUUUUCGUUUUUGUGUUUACUGUAAAGAUUGGUGGAUUGCAUAUUUUUGAUACUU
This is a messenger RNA of Daucus carota subsp. sativus, 2136 nucleotides long. RefSeq lists its product as uncharacterized. Bases 140 to 1558 code for a protein of 472 amino acids. The record is from RefSeq and is a predicted model, not a curated record. NCBI's taxonomy places the organism in Eukaryota, Viridiplantae, Streptophyta, Magnoliopsida, Apiales, Apiaceae. The transcript is spliced from 4 exons. Gene Ontology annotation, molecular function: acetylglucosaminyltransferase activity.